Molecule: messenger RNA, 1206 nt
Organism: Cadophora gregata
Lineage: Eukaryota; Fungi; Ascomycota; Leotiomycetes; Helotiales; Ploettnerulaceae
Exons: 2
Coding region: 1-1206 (401 amino acids)
Source: RefSeq, a predicted model, not a curated record
AUGGACGAGUCCUCUAUCGUGGUGACUAUUCUAUCUUGGUACAAACGGAUCUUCUGUAUUGACAUCACCAGGCUGUCCACCCAUCCAGGCCAAGUCCUAAUGACAAACACUUCGGCUCGAAUCUGGUUUCUUGAUGUGUUGCCGGUAUCUCCUCUGUUCGGGUACUACCUCACCAUCUCAGUAGCUAAAUUUCAUGAUAAAUGGAAUGAGGCUGAUCUGGAGAUCUCUGUUUACUCAUGGAAACGCCACGUACCAAAGUUGCGCAAUCUGGUAGAACACACCAAAGCAACGCCGGAGAGACUUCUCUACGUUAGAGAAACUCUCGGAUCUCUCAUGUCUCAGACCAACUAUUUGUACAAUUUCAACUUCGGGAAAGUCACCAUCACAGACCCAAGCGACAUCAUGGUCGAAAUCAAACUCUCAGGCGCAUCAUUCAGUCGCGGAGGUCUAAUUCUCGGAACCGUUCAAUUCCACUUAGAGCCAGACUUCGAUCUUCGAGGCAUCAAUCAACUUGAAUCUCAUCCAAAUCUCCCGGAUAUCCAGAUCAUCAAACCUCGCAACGGAGAGGAUCCUGCGGACGUUUCAGAGCUAUCACCCUGGUAUAUCCUCCCGCGCAAACUUUCCGAAUUCUUCCCGUGGUAUCAACUUUCGCCGCGUUGUUUCCACUGGCACAAAUCACGCUGUCCAGAUUACCGAGACUUUGAUCUCAACGGUGUAUUUCUCACCCCUCAACGGGCCAGCUGGCUGAUUUUCUUCAUCCUCUGCACUGCUGUCUAUUUUGCCAUCUCAGUACGGCCCGAUCGAUGGUGGUGGUACGUUUUGUUUAUUUUUGUAUUCAAUGUCGCAGCAAGAGAAAAGUUCGUGCGGCGAGCAGAAAUAUUCCCUGCUUGGGAGGAGGCUUUGGCUAGUCGUGGGUAUGGGACGAUGCGUCGGCAGAAAGAACAACUUGUUCCCAAACUGUUGCGGGUCUGGUUGGCGGUGAUCAUGAAUCAGGAGCAGUAUGUACUACUUGUAUAUUGCUUUUUUCAUGAUUUUCGCUCGGCUGGGAUCAUUCUCGCAGGGCAUGCGUUCAUUUGUUUUGUGGCUCGAAAUCAAUUGGCGAACGAGACAUGGAAGUAUCAUGUCUUGUGCCCGCUGGGACUUGAAAUGGAGUUAAUCCUUGUUGUAUUGGUAACGCAGGCUCUGAAAGCAAUUACUGGUCUAUAG